AUGCCUGCCGAACAGCCCUCCGCCGAUGUACGUCGGAAAGCAGCCCGCGAGGUCAUCGAUAUCCUGCAUGAAAUCGCAACACUGCUUAACACCCAUCUCGACCGCCAACAGCUCUCCUACUGCGUGUCACUAAUUGAGAACGGCGCAAACCCCGAAGCAUUAGCGAAAGUCAUACAGCAGCUGCGCGAGGAGUACCCAGCAUCAUCCAUGGACGACGAUGCAGAAGAUCCCGCUGGCGCGCGUUGAAGAGACCGGAUCCGAGGGUCCUUCUGUACAGCCUCGUAUAUGCGCCUACAACAGUUUGCAAUGCUCGUGCGGAUGAGCUGUCCACCAUGUCGUUGAACAGCGAGCUUGUCAUCCUAUUUUCAACAACGCUGGAGAUGCGUGCGAGGUGGUGUCGUUAAUGUUCG
Messenger RNA from Dothidotthia symphoricarpi CBS 119687, 410 nucleotides. RefSeq lists its product as uncharacterized. The transcript is spliced from 3 exons. The coding region runs from base 1 to 246 and encodes 81 amino acids. NCBI's taxonomy places the organism in Eukaryota, Fungi, Ascomycota, Dothideomycetes, Pleosporales, Dothidotthiaceae. Gene Ontology annotation, biological process: mitotic spindle assembly; gamma-tubulin complex localization; microtubule nucleation by interphase microtubule organizing center. The record is from RefSeq and is a predicted model, not a curated record. Gene Ontology annotation, cellular component: interphase microtubule organizing center; centrosome; gamma-tubulin ring complex.